Molecule: messenger RNA, 460 nt
Organism: Aspergillus campestris IBT 28561
Lineage: Eukaryota; Fungi; Ascomycota; Eurotiomycetes; Eurotiales; Aspergillaceae
Exons: 1
Coding region: 69-359 (96 amino acids)
Source: RefSeq, a predicted model, not a curated record
CCGGCUCAGGAUUCGGAUCCCCACCCAGAACCCCCGUCCUCCUCCGCCGCCGCCCCUCCAAAAUAGACAUGGCCCUCUCCGCCGAGCGCUCCCGCUACGACUGCGACGCCAUCGAGCGCCAGGGCCUCGACUUGAUGGAGCCGCGCCCGGUGGAUCCGGCUUUCGCGUUCGAGCCUCUGACGCCCGCCGGCCUGGAUGCGUGGGGGGCAAGCGGAGCGGGGUGUCGGCUUUCUAGCGCGAGUGCGUCUUGCUAUUCGGAGAGUGGGAGCAGUUGCAGUGGUUAUACGCGGGAGGGGCGGAUGACGCAGCCGAAGUUUGUUAUGGGGGGGAUUUUUGAGGUCAUGGAGGGGAGGGCUUGACUUUCCUUUAUUCUAUUUUAUUGGUGUUGUCUUUUGAUGGGUAUUGGUUGGCGGUUUGUUUCUUGAUUUGUUUUCUGGUUGGGUAUGAUUGGGUUUGGUAU